AUGGCCGGAGGCGCGCAGCGAGGCCGCGGGGGCGCGGGCUGGGGGCUGCGCGGCGCCCUGGCCGCCGUGGCCCUACUCUCGGCGCUCAAUGCUGCCGGCACGGUGUUCGCGCUGUGCCAGUGGCGCGGGCUGAGCGCGGCGCUGCGGGCGCUGGAGGCUCAGCGUGGCCGGGAGCAGCGCGAGGACAGCGCCCUGCGCGCCUUCCUGGCGGAGCUGAGUCACGCACCUCGCCGGGCGCCCGCGCCACCGCCAGACCCUGUGAGCGCCGCGCGCAACAAGCGCAGCCACGGCGGGGAACCGGCGCAGCACAUCCGCGCCGAGAGCCACGACAUGCUGUUGAUGAUGACCUACUCCAUGGUGCCGAUCCGAGUGAUGGUGGACCUGUGCAACAGCACCAGGGGUAUCUGCCUGACAGGACCACCUGGCCCAGCAGGACCUCCAGGAAUUGGUGGGUUACCAGGACACAACGGAUCAGAUGGACAGCCUGGUCCCCAGGGCCCAAAAGGCGAAAAAGGAGCAAAUGGAAAAAGAGGAAAAAUGGGGCCACCUGGAGCCACAGGAGCUCCUGGGGAAAAGGGAGACCCUGGUGAGCUGGGCUUGACUGGAAACGAGGGCCCAGCAGGGCAGAAGGGUGACAAGGGAGACAAAGGGGACGUGUCUAAUGAUGUGCUUCCUUCAGGUGCCAAAGGUGACCAAGGCCCCCCCGGCCCAGCUGGGCCCCCGGGCCCUCCGGGUCCCCCAGGGCCCCCCGGAAGCAGAAGAUCCAAAGGCCUUCGGCAGCCAAACAUGUUCAACGGCCAGUGCCCAGGUGAGACGUGUGCUGUACCAAAUGAUGAUACCUUGGUUGGAAAAGCUGAUGAGAAAGUCAGUGAACACCAUUCCCUGCAAGCAGAAUCCAUGAUCACGUCCAUUGGAAAUCCAACACAAGUUUUGAAAGUUAAAGAGACGUUUGGGACUUGGAUAAGAGAGUCUGCUAACAAGAGUGAUGAACGGAUAUGGGUGACUGAACAUUUUUCAGGCCUCAGGGUGAAGGAAUUCCAGGACCAGCCCUCACUGCUAAACAGCAGUUAUACGCUCAUCCACCUCCCGUACUAUUUCCAUGGCUGUGGGCACACCGUUCACAACAACUCUCUCUACUAUCACAAAGGAGGCUCCAACACCAUAGUGAGAUUUGAAUUUGGCAAAGAGACAUCCCAAACUCUGAAGCUUGAAAAUGCCUUGUAUUUUGAUCGAAAAUACCUCUUUGCAAAUUCCAAGACGUACUUCAAUUUAGCUGUAGAUGAAAAGGGCCUUUGGAUUAUCUAUGCUUCCAGUGUGGAUGGCUCGAGCAUCCUUGUCGCACAGCUGGACGAGAGGACCUUCUCUGUGGUGCAGCACAUCAACACCACAUACCCCAAAUCCAAGGCUGGCAACGCCUUCAUUGCCCAAGGGAUCCUCUAUGUCACGGACACCAAAGAUAUGAGGAUAACAUUUGCCUUUGAUUUGUUAGGAGGGAAACAGAUCAAUGCAAACUUCGAUUUAAGAACUUCCCCAUCUGUUCUUGCCAUGUUAUCAUACAAUAUGAGAGACCAGAAUUUAUAUUCGUGGGAAGAUGGCCAUUUAAUGCUUUAUCCUGUACAGUUUUUGUCAGCUACAUUAAACCAGUGAUGGGAUGAAUUCUAUUCCCCUCAGUAAAUUUCAGCUGUUCUCUGGUACCAUGUAUAUCCCAAUAGAAAACUUGUCUUUAAGGGUGGUCAGGUACUUAGCUGUCAUAAUCACAUGACAUGGGUAUUUAUAUGGUUGGUGACCCCCUUUUAAUUCAGAUUCUGUAGGAGAAAAUAACAGAUUGGAACUCAAAAAUGGCUGAUAUUUGGUGAUUCCUUUACGAACUAGCUGGGCAAGUUACCUCUCCCUCUUUAGGUUUUGUUUUCCCCACUGGUAAUUUGAAAGGGCUGGCUAAGAUGGUUGGUAAGAUUUCCUCAAGUUGUAGGGAAUUCUGUGAUUCUUAGCUGUUGCUGCUCUCACAACUUUUACAUAUUUGGUUUUGUUUUUUUGGGUUUUAGCCACAUGCUGAGCAAUUUUACCUCUGAGUUGAUCAGCCUGAUUGCUUGAGCAACAAAUUCCUUAGUGAUGACUUGGUGCCUUGGAAGCUGCACUGCCCCCUUAAGUCUGCUGAGGUACCUUAUUACCCCUAAUUUAUUACCUUUCUCUGCAUCUGCACCUGCCACCAGAGCACCAGAGUGGCCAUUAUCCUCAGCUCCUGAUUACCACUCCAAGAUUAGCAAAAGCCAGGAACAGCUACCUGCUCGUGUUUCCUAAUGAAACAGAAACAGGCCCUUCCAGGUUCCUAUCAAUUUCUGAUCAUGCUGAUACACAGGUUGGGUCAUAAACAUUGAAUCCUCAGGUCUUGCAGGGCUCUUCUGCCACAGAUAUGGAUCUGCUAUCAGAGUAAAUUCUGUGCUAGUGGGCAUUACUCUGGCGAGAACCUUGGGAAGCACUUUGCAGUUUUCAGAAGAGAGGCACCAUUCAUGGUUAUUAUCUAGAAGAGGGAUGAGCAAACUGUGACCCUCGGGCCAAAGCCAGCCCAUCGUCUGUUUUUGUAAACAAAGUUUUAUUCCACACAGUCACAGGCAUUUGGUUAUGUGUUAUAGUAUAUGACUACUUUUCCUCUACACUGGCAAAGUUGAAUCACUGCAAGAAAGUUGAGUAACAGCCCAAAAAACCUAAAACAUUUACUCUCUGGCCCUUUACAGCAAAAGUUUGCCAACCCCUGAUCUAGAAUAUAAAGUGAGCCUGAUUCUUGAAAGGGCUUAUUCACCUGAGCCUGUUUGUUAUAUUUU
This is a messenger RNA of Kogia breviceps (pygmy sperm whale), 2819 nucleotides long. It is a transcript of the gene GLDN, whose product is annotated as gliomedin. The record is from RefSeq and is a predicted model, not a curated record. Gene Ontology annotation, cellular component: cell surface. Gene Ontology annotation, biological process: signal transduction. Lineage: Eukaryota; Metazoa; Chordata; Mammalia; Artiodactyla; Physeteridae.